Messenger RNA from Nematolebias whitei (Rio pearlfish), 269 nucleotides. RefSeq names its product COP9 signalosome complex subunit 1. Gene Ontology annotation, cellular component: COP9 signalosome. Lineage: Eukaryota; Metazoa; Chordata; Actinopteri; Cyprinodontiformes; Rivulidae. The record is from RefSeq and is a predicted model, not a curated record.
CCGGAACAGAUUGUGCAGCGGGCUCUGGUCUAUCGUUAUACUCUCGGCUUAGUUACAGCUAAGCUAGUUUAAGAAUAACAUUUUUACAUUUCAUUUAGUGAAAAAUAACAUUUUAAAACAAGAAGUCAAACCGACAACAGAGGAUGCCGCUGCCUGUGCAGGUGUUUAAUUUUCAGGGGUCUGUGGAGCCCAUGCAGAUUGAUGCAGACCCUCAAGAGGACCAGCAGAACGCUCCAGACAUCAACUACAUUGUGGAGAAUCCUACACUG